AUGGAAGGACUGCUGGACGGCAUGACCAAAAUUGAAGAAAAGUGCAUCUUGUGGUGUCGUCUGGACCCCACCUCCCUGUCCGGCGACCUAUCCACCUCCCUGUCCGGCGACCUAUCCACCUCCCUGUCCGGCGACCUAUCCACCUCCCUGUCCGGCGACCUACCCACCUCCCUGUCCGGCGACCUAUCCACCUCCCUGUCCGGCGACCUAUCCACCUCCCUGUCCGGCGACCUACUCACCUCCCUGUCCGGCGACCUAUCCACCUCCCUGUCCGGCGACCUAUCCACCUCCCUGUCCGGCGACCUAUCCACCUCCCUGUCCGACGACCUACCCACCUGCCUGUCCGACGACCUACCCACCUGCCUGUCCGGCGACCUAUCCACCUCCCUGUCCGGCGACCUAUCCACCUCCCUGUCCGGCGACCUAUCCACCUCCCUGUCCGGCGACCUACCCACCUGCCUGUCCGGCGACCUAUCCACCUCCCUGUCCGGCGACCUAUCCACCUCCCUGUCCGGCGACCUAUCCACCUCCCUGUCCGGCGACCUAUCCACCUCCCUGUCCGGCGUCCUACCCACCUCCCUGUCCGGCGUCCUAUCCACCUCCCUGUCCGGCGUCCUACUCACCUCCCUGUCCGGCGACCUAUCCACCUCCCUGUCCGGCGUCCUACUCACCUCCCUGUCCGGCGACCUACCCACCUCCCUGUCCGGCGUCCUACUCACCUCCCUGUCCGGCGACCUACCCACCUCCCUGUCCGGCGUCCUACUCACCUCCCUGUCCGGCGACCUACCCACCUCCCUGUCCGGCGUCCUACUCACCUCCCUGUCCGGCGACCUAUCCACCUCCCUGUCCGGCGUCCUACUCACCUCCCUGUCCGGCGACCUAUCCACCUCCCUGUCCGGCGUCCUACUCACCUCCCUGUCCGGCGACCUAUCCACCUCCCUGUCCGGCGUCCUACUCACCUCCCUGUCCGGCGACCUAUCCACCUCCCUGUCCGGCGUCCUACUCACCUCCCUGUCCGGCGACCUAUCCACCUCCCUGUCCGGCGUCCUACUCACCUCCCUGUCCGGCGACCUAUCCACCUCCCUGUCCGGCGUCCUACUCACCUCCCUGUCCGGCGACCUAUCCACCUCCCUGUCCGGCGUCCUACUCACCUCCCUGUCCGGCGACCUAUCCACCUCCCUGUCCGGCGACCUACCCACCUCCCUGUCCGGCGACCUAUCCACCUCCCUGUCCGGCGACCUACCCACCUCCCUGUCCGGCGACCUACCCACCUCCCUGUCCGGCGACCUACCCACCUCCCUGUCCGGCGACCUACCCACCUCCCUGUCCGGCGACCUAUCCACCUCCCUGUCCGGCGACCUACCCAGCUCCCUGUCCGGCGACCUACCCAUCUCCCUGUCCGGCGACCUACCCAUCUCCCUGUCCGGCGACCUACCCACCUGCCUGUCCGGCGACCUACCCACCUCCCUGUCCGGCGACCUAUCCACCUCCCUGUCCGGCGACCUAUCCACCUGCCUGUCCGGCGACCUAUCCACCUGCCUGUCCGGCGACCUACCCACCUCCCUGUCCGGCGACCUAUCCACCUCCCUGUCCGGCGACCUAUCCACCUGCCUGUCCGGCGACCUAUCCACCUGCCUGUCCGGCGACCUACCCACCUCCCUGUCCGGCGACCUACCCACCUCCCUGUCCGGCGACCUAUCCACCUCCCUGUCCGGCGUCCUACACACCUGCCUGUCCGGCGACCUACCCACCUGCCUGUCCGGCGACCUACCCACCUCCCUGUCCGGCGACCUACCCACCUCCCUGUCCGGCGACCUACCCACCUCCCUGUCCGGCGACCUACCCACCUCCCUGUCCGGCGACCUAUCCACCUCCCUGUCCGGCGACCUACCCACCUGCCUGUCCCGUCCGCCAUAG
This is a messenger RNA of Procambarus clarkii (red swamp crayfish), 1917 nucleotides long. Its product is annotated as serine-rich adhesin for platelets-like. The record is from RefSeq and is a predicted model, not a curated record. Lineage: Eukaryota; Metazoa; Arthropoda; Malacostraca; Decapoda; Cambaridae.